Molecule: messenger RNA, 4905 nt
Organism: Rhododendron vialii
Lineage: Eukaryota; Viridiplantae; Streptophyta; Magnoliopsida; Ericales; Ericaceae
Exons: 3
Coding region: 1-4905 (1634 amino acids)
Biological process (GO): DNA integration
Molecular function (GO): nucleic acid binding; RNA-DNA hybrid ribonuclease activity
Source: RefSeq, a predicted model, not a curated record
AUGUUAGCUGCUCCACAACCAAGGGAAAAAGAGGAGCACCGUCGGCACCAUCGGCGGGAAAAAAGAAAGACUCCGGAGCGGCAUACUGAUGUUCUUCCCCCUGUUGUCCCGCAGGUCGCAGCCGAAGACAAUUCGAAGCUCGGGAAGGCAAAGGCUUCCCCCUUCGUGGAUGCUAUUCAACAAGAGCGGCCGCCACACAGAUUCGUCAUGCCGAAGCUGAAGCGUUAUGAGGCAAAAGAAGACGCAGUCGCGUUCGUUUGUCGUUUCAGGCAAACCAUGAGCCUCCAUAACUUUUCUGACGCCCUUAUGUGUAAAAUCUUCCCGCUCACUCUCAGUGAACCGAUCAUGUUAUGGUACAAUCAGUUGAAGCCCAAAUCCAUUUCUUGCUUCAACGAGCUAGAAUUGGAGCUUAGCAAACGCUUCGUUACCAGCAACAUUCAACCAAAGACAUUAUCGAUGCUGGUGAACAUGCGGAGAGCUGCGGGAGAAACGCUAAGGCUUUAUACCGAGCGUUACUGGGAGGUCUAUAACCUUAUUCCCGACUGUGAUCAAGGAGUAGCAGCCGAGUCUUUCAUGAACAGGUUGGAUCCAACCUCGGCAAUGUUUCGUGACCUCUCACGAAAUCCACCUAAGACAAUGGGAGAGCUCAUGACAAUAAUCGAGAAGGAUUGCGUUCACGAAGAAGCAAUGGCCGAGCGACACACGUCAAAGGCUGAACCUGCCAAGACGAUAGGGCCAAAGAAGCAGGUAUCGAACGUUCGCCAAGGGCGAGGAAGCCAGGGUAGCUCGGGCCAGGCAUCGAAUAAGUCGAACAAUAAGGGCCGACCCCCGCAGCACCCUCAGCCACAAUCCUGGACACAAACGAAAAGAGAACCCCGACCGAAUGAGUACGUCGCCGAACGUACGGUAUUCACUGAACCUAUCUAUAAACUUCUUAACAUCAUUGGCAAAUUGCCGUUCUUUGUUUGGCCAACGGUACUCUUAGGCACCGUCGGAAGCGGACCAGGGAUGUGCACGUAUCAUAAGGAACGUGGCCACUACACCACGCAAUGCCCACCUUUCAAAAGGUAUCUAGAAGAGCUAGCAGCUGCCGGUCACCUCAAUCAAUGGAUCGACGUUCGGCAAAAUCCACUUCCUCCACCUCCCCCUCUUGUUGGCAAUCUCGUAAGCGUAAUACAAGGGCUAGUAUCCGAAGGGAAAGCGGCCGAACUUCGUUCAGAAAUUGACAGGGCUGUCGCCUCUGUAUCAGUCUGCAACGUGGGCGCUUCGGGAAAGCGAAAGUGGGAAGAUCCGAGCUUCGGCGGCACCAUAACUUUUUCUUCCAACGACUUAAAAGGAGUGCAACUUCCACAUGCAGAUGCCCUCGUUGUCACUGUUGCUAUUGAAAAAUCAACCGUACAAUGGGUAUUGAUAGAUCAGGGAAGCUCGGCCGAUGUCAUGUUUUUCUCCACUUAUCAGAGCCUCGGAUUAUCUCCCGCUCAACUUCGGACGGCGUCAACUCCCCUUGUCAGUUUUACGGGAGCCCCGGUAUGGCCACUCGGCCUGAUUACCCUCCCUGUGCGAGCUGGAUCACGCAUCCUGGAGAUCGAAUUUGUGGUGGUCGCUUCGCCAAGUCCGUACAACGUCAUUCUUGGCCGAACCUGGCUACACGAAAUGCAAGCGGUUGCUUCAACGUAUCACCAGGUGGUAAAAUUCGUCGGAUGGAACGGACGACAGGAGAGCCUGCGAGGCGAUCAAAUCCAAUCCAAGAAAUGCUACAUCAGCACUGUAACGAACAAACAGAGCUGCAUGGAGGUACAAUGCGUGGCUGCCACUCCUAUCCCAGUGAUUGAGGAUGUUGGUGUACCUGCCAAACAACGGUCAACCGAGGAGCUAAUACGUUUUUCCAUUCCUGGGGAAGAAGGAAGAUAUUUUUUGAUCGGGAGUUCAUUGAGCAUGGACGAACGUGAGGAGAUGUAUCAAUUCCUAAUGAGAAACAUAGAGGUCUUUGCUUGGACUCCACAAGACAUGCCGGGCGUGGACCCUUCGUUCGCCAUGCACUCAUUGAAUGUAGAUCCGAAUAGGCGACCGGUUGUGCAAAAAGUCCGACGCUCGUCGGCCGCACAUACCGAAGCUGUGAUAGCAGAGGUGAAUCAACUGUUGGAAGCUGGCGCCAUUCGGGAAGUGCUAUACCCCACCUGGCUUGCCAACCCAGUGGUAGUCCCGAAGAAAAAUGGGAAACUAAGGGUUUGUGUCGAUUACACGAACCUCAAUGAUGCCUGCCCUAUGGAUCGAUUUCCACUUCCUCGGAUUGAGCAGAUGGUAGAUGCAACGGCAGGAUGUGAGCGCUUGAGCUUCAUGGACGCGUAUCGGGGCUACCAUCAAAUAGCUUUGGAUCCGGAAGAUCAAGAAAAAACGGCCUUUAUCUCGCCUCGGGGAACUUUCUGCUACAAGGUUGUCCCGUUCGGCCUGAAGAAUGCAGGCGCCACCUUCCAGCGCUCCAUCACGAAGAUGUUUCCUGGCAUGCUCGGCGUAAAAGUAGAAGCUUAUAUUGACGAUUUGGUUUGCAGAAGCAUAUUCGCUCGGGAUCACCUUCGAGAUCUGGGAGAGGUCUUUGCUGUUCUAAAACAUAGGAAGCUACGUCUCAAUGCCGAGAAGUGUGCGUUCGGAGUUAGCUCGGGGAAAUUCCUAGGGUACAUGGUGAGUCGCCGGGGAAUCGAAGCUGACCCAACCCAAAUUUUGGCUGUGCAGAGGCUCCGAGCUCCGACGACAAUUAAAGAGGUACAGCGGCUCACAGGGAUGGUUGCUGCCUUGAACCGUUUCAUUCGACGUUCGAGCGAUCUCUGCCGCCCAUUCUUCCGAGCAAUCACAACAAGCCGACGCAAAUUUGUAUGGACAGAGGAGUGCGAGCAGGCUCUGCAGUCUUUAAAGCAAUACCUAUCUCAUGCUCCUUUGCUCGUCAAACCCCUGCCCGAUGAAGAUCUAUAUCUUUACCUUGCUGUUUUCGACCAUGCAACGAGCGCGGUUCUUGUUCGGAGAGAGGGGAUGGACCAUCAACCGAUCUUCUAUUCCACUGUUCUUCGGAAAACGAACACGUCGAGCCGGAUUUUGAAGUUCUCUCAAGACUUGGCCAACUUCGACAUCCAAUUCGAGCCUUGGACAGCUAUCAAAGGGCAAGUCCUGGCCGACUUCUUUGCCGAACUCACUCCCGGCUUACAAGACGAGGCCAAUGCCCUGGCAACUGCCGCUGAAGAAGCUUGGAUUCAAGAAGAAGAGGUUUUGGAAGGGCCGUCCAGCUGUCGUACCGAACCAUUACGUGCUCGGUAUUCCCUCGGGCGUAAGAAACCCAAACGACAAUGGAAGCUCUUCUCCGGCGACGCUUGGCGACUGACCGUCGAUGGAGCUUCUAAUGUUCAUGGAGCUGGUGCAGGCAUCGUCCUUGUGUCACCCAGCGGGACUGUUCAUGAAAGCGUGGUUUUGAUUGGGUACACGGCGACGAACAACGAGGCGAAAUAUGAAGCUCUAAUUGCAGGCCUCCAACUUGCUCUUCGGCUGGAUGCAGAUUCGGUUCAUGUCUUUUGUGACUCUCAGCUCAUUGUGGGGCAUUUAAACGAUGAUUAUCAAGCGAAGGAUCAACGUAUGAAUGCUUACGUGAGCCACGUCUUAGCUUUGUUCGAAAGAUUUGGACGCGUAGAAGUGGAGUGGAUCGCUCGGGAGCAUAACGCCCAUGCUGACGCCCUUGCAGGUCUUGCUUCAGUCUACAAGACCUCGGGCAGUCGCACCAUCACCUUUGACGAGGUCCCCAAACCAAGCUUCGAAAAGCCGUGUGAACAGGUUAUGGCCAUCACCCUUGGCCCAAGCCAGCUGGAUUCUGUGGUUGCUUACCUAAAGAAGCAAGUGCUACCGACGAACAAGCGCGAAGCGUACAAAAUCCGUUGCCGAGCCGCCAAUUUUGUGCCAGCCGUUCUGGAGGAACUUCAUUCGGGUAGCUGUGGGGCUCACUCAGGAGGACGGUCACUGGCACUGCGUGCCCUGACACAAGGCUAUUGGUGGCCGAAGAUGGUCAAACAAUCCAAAGAAUACGUGAAGCUCUGUGUUCGGUGCCAAAAGCAAGCAUCUCUCAUCCACCAACCUGCAUUUCCCCUUAAAAUGAUCACCAAUUUGUUCACCAAGUGGGUAGAAGCUUCCCCCAUGAUCAAGACCACCGCCGGGGACGUGGAACGCUUUAUUUGGAAGCACAUCAUCUCCAGGUUCGGCGUGCCGUACGCCAUUCUUUCUGAUAAUGGCUCCCAAUUUGUUGCCUCCGCUCUCAAAGCUUUUUAUGCGAAGCGCCACAUCACCAUCCAAAAUUCCUCGGUGGCAUAUCCUCAAGGUAAUGGACAAGCCGAAGCAUCGAACAAGACAAUCACUCGGGGGCUGAAGCGCCGUCUGGAUCGGAAGCUCGGUAAGUGGGUGGAAGAGCUUCCACACGUCUUGUGGGCCUAUCGAACAACACCUCGGCGGUCCACCGGCCGUACUCCGUUUGCUAUGGCCUACGGUAUGGAGGUUGUCCUCCCUUUAUCUACUAUGAUCCCUACAGCCCGAAUGGAGAAUUUUAACCCUAUAGACAACAAUGCUCUUGUGGGUGCCGAGUUAGACUUAGCCGAAGAACUACGUGACAAUGCUAACCUUUGGCACGCCGCGCACCAGCAAGAAGUUGCAAGGGGCUACAACCGCAAUGUUCGUGCUCGACCUUUCAACGUCGGGGACUUAGUCCUUCGGAUGGUUACCGAAGCGACAAAGUUAACCAAGCUGAAGGAUCCCUAUGAAGGCCCUUACCGAGUGGUGGAGAAGAUCGGGCACGGUGUCUAUAAGCUUGCUGAGAUGGAUGGAACGCCAAUCGCCAAUCCAUGGAAUGCUCAAAAACUAAGAAAAUUCCAUGGCUAG